CGUUCUUUCCAUAAAAUCCAUAUACAGAUAUAUGGCUCGUCUAUGGAAACUAUCUAUAACUCCUCUUGUGAACAGAGUCGCGUACUUUCAUUUUAUUUGGAUUUUUUCCAGAUACAGCUGUAUUCGAACUACAUCGCAAUCACCUGCCUCCAAAAGAAGUUCGCAAUACCCAAGUUAUCGGCUUACAAUGAUGAAAUCCAAGUACAUUAUCGACGUUGACACGGGAGUUGACGACGCACAGGCGCUUAUGCUGGCGCUCUCGAGACCGGACGUUGACGUCAUAGCAAUCACGUGCGUGGCCGGAAAUGUGCCCGUUGACCAGGUCGUUCUAAACACUCUCAAAAUCCUUACAGUGUGGGGACGUCUGGACAUUCCAGUGUUCAGGGGCGCCAGUAGCGCCAUGGUGGUUGAAGGUUUCACCGCCACCCAUUACCAUGGGAAAGACGGCCUCGGAGAUGCUGACCUUGACAUCGCCGUAUCCAGGGACCAAGCGCAAAAAGAGCAUGCUGUAUCAGCCAUAAUAAGACUUGUCAAUGAAAAUCCAGGGGAGAUUACUCUGGUUGCCCUUGCCCCACUGACCAACAUCGCCCUUGCCUUGCGUCAGGACCCUGCACUCGGCGAGAAGUUGAAGAGUAUCACGGUGAUGGGAGGAAACACACAAGGUCGUGGGAACGUCUUACCGUGUGCCGAGUUUAACUUCGCCGUCGAUCCUGACGCGGCGUUCGUGGUGCUGAGCGAAAUGGGGCGGAACCUGACAGUGGUGCCUUGGGAAGUCAACCUCACUGCGGCAACAGGACAACCUUGGGAUUUUUACGACAAAUGGGUGGAGACAGACACUCCGAAAGGGCGCUUUAUGAAAGCAAUUGUCAAAUUACCCGCCUACCGUCAGCGAAUCGAGCGCAAAAUGCCAAUCUACAGGUCAUGUGACCUGAACGCGAUGCUCACAGUUGUCGAUCCUUCAUUGGUCAGUAGCACCAGUGACGUAUACGCGACAGUUGAAUUAGCGGGAAAAUAUACACGUGGAAUGAUGGUGGUUGACUGGGAUGGAUUAAUAGGAAAGAAGGCUAACAUAACGCUUGUGAACGCCAUUAAUACGAAACUGGCUCAGCCACUUCUAGAAGAUAUGCUUCUUUGAAAAAAUAGAGCUUCUUUGAAAACAAUCCGUUGUUUUCAGGGACUAUUAACUCUACAUCAUUAAUUGUUAUAUUUGAUUCUCAUGAACAAAUAUACCU
This is a messenger RNA of Dreissena polymorpha, 1232 nucleotides long. RefSeq lists its product as uncharacterized. Lineage: Eukaryota; Metazoa; Mollusca; Bivalvia; Myida; Dreissenidae. Bases 32 to 1135 code for a protein of 367 amino acids. Gene Ontology annotation, molecular function: hydrolase activity, hydrolyzing N-glycosyl compounds. The record is from RefSeq and is a predicted model, not a curated record. The transcript has 6 exons.